This is a messenger RNA of Hevea brasiliensis (rubber tree), 4098 nucleotides long. RefSeq names its product DNA mismatch repair protein MLH3. Gene Ontology annotation, biological process: mismatch repair. Gene Ontology annotation, molecular function: ATP-dependent DNA damage sensor activity; ATP binding; mismatched DNA binding. NCBI's taxonomy places the organism in Eukaryota, Viridiplantae, Streptophyta, Magnoliopsida, Malpighiales, Euphorbiaceae. The record is from RefSeq and is a predicted model, not a curated record. Gene Ontology annotation, cellular component: mismatch repair complex. The coding region runs from base 285 to 3884 and encodes 1199 amino acids. The transcript is spliced from 26 exons.
CCGCCAUUUUGGGUUCUUCAUCAGGUUGUGAAAAGUUCUUCAUCAGGUUGUGAAAAGAAAAGCAAAAUUGACUUUCUGAUAAUUCUGUGGAAAACGUCGACGUUCUAGCAGAACCCUAACGAAAAUCGCCUUCUCAGGCAUGCAAUGGCAAUGCAGUUCCAUUUUUCGUCUGCAUUUUUUUUGGUUUCAGGAACUAAAAUGGAGCAAUUUUGUUCAAUAAUCCAAUUGAUUAAGCGUUUGGCUUAUAAAUUUACAGCAACCGCUUAAAUUGUUUUAUCCCCCUUAUGGGGAGUAUUAAGCCCUUGCCGGUGGAUGUUCGUAAUUUGAUGCGUUCUGGGAUUAUAUUGUUUGACUUGACACGGGUGGUCGAAGAGCUGGUUUUUAACAGUUUGGAUGCUGGUGCUACUAAGGUAUCGGUCUAUGUGGGUGUUGGCACCUGCUAUGUAAAAGUAGUGGAUGAUGGAUGUGGCAUCUCUCGGGAUGGAUUGGUUUUGUUGGGGGAAAGACAUGUGACAUCAAAACUUCAUCAUCUAGCUGAUAUGCAUGCUGCUAAAAGGAGUUUUGGCUUCCGGGGAGAAGCAUUGGCUUCUAUUUCUGAUGUCUCCUUGUUAGAAAUUAUAUCAAAAGCUCGUGGGAGGCCAAAUGGAUAUCGUAAAGUUCUGAAGGGAUCAAAAAGUUUGUAUCUUGGAGUCAAUGAAGAUCGGAAAGAUGUUGGCACAACAGUUGUUGUUCGUGAUUUAUUUUACAACCAACCUGUUCGGAGAAAGUAUUUGCAAUCAAGCAUCAAGAAGGUUUUGGACUCGGUUAAAAAAUGUGUUCUUCGGAUUGCACUUGUGCAUUCAACAGUUUGCUUCAAAGUUGUUGAUAUCGAAAGCGAGAAUGAGCUUCUAUGUACACGUCCUUCUUCUGCAUUGUCACUAUUGAUGAGUCACUUUGGCUUCAAUGAUUCCAGCUUUCUUCGUGAAUUGAACUUUAGUGAUAGUGUAUUAAAGCUUUCUGGAUAUAUAUCCAGUCCUUGCGAUAGUUUAACUGUCAAGGCUUUCCAAUAUGUUUAUAUCAACUCACAGUUUGUCUGCAAAGGUCCAAUACACAAAUUGCUAAAUCACUUGGCCACUAGAUUUGAGUGUCUGGAUCCUUGGAAAGCUAAUAGCAUGCAUCAAAAAGGAAAGAGAUAUAAAACUCAAGCAUAUCCAGCCUAUAUUCUAAAUCUAAGUUGCCCUUUGGCUCUCUAUGAUUUAACCUUUGAGCCUUCAAAGACAUAUGUUGAAUUCAAGGAUUGGAUUCCUAUACUUAAUUUUAUUGAGAAUUGCAUUCAACAACUUUGGAUGGAAAAUAUGAACUAUGGGGAAUCCUUGGGUCAUGUAACUGAUAUAGGCAGGAAAGGUGAAACAUGGAAGGAAGAUUUUCUUGAUGCAGAUUUGUCAAAGAAUCCAAGAUGUGCAACAAAGAAGUGUGAGAUUCAAAAACACAAGUCCUCUCACCUCCAUUCGCAUUUUAAGAUGCAAAACAAAGAGGUUGACUCUAUUUAUAGUGAAGAGAGUGCCAAAAUUCAACGUCAACAGUUUUGCAUGAACAUUUCAGAAUUCAAAGAACCAGAAACUGGUAUGGAAUUUUUGUGUCAUGGUGACUACUCUAUGCAAUCAUGGAAUGGCUCCCUUUCUAAGCAUGUUUACACAGUGGCCCAAAAGAGUGACGAUCAUCUCUUGACAUCUGUUGGAAAUUCUUUAUUGCCAGAUGAUUAUUUUCUGGAAAAUAGAUUCACAGCUAGAGAAAGAUUCAACAAUCAUGAGGAGGGCAAUAUCUUGGGCUUAGAGUGGGAAAAUCAGCCCCCUAGAAUUACAUCUGUUGAAAUAAAUGAAUCUUCUGGGAGUGAAUUUUCUUUGGAAUGUCACAAAUUUGGGAAUUACUUGGAGUUUAGCAAGAACAAAGGAAAACCUUUCUUGCAGGGUUGCUCCUCACAAACAAGCCUGAUGCUUGAUAGUUCUUUGUUUUCAAGUGAAGAUCUUGAAUAUCCAAUUGAUGGUUUCAGGACCAAAAGAAGAAGGGUUUGCAUCGAUGAAAAUGUUGACAUCCUAAAGAUUGAUGCCAGUAAUGACAUACUAGAUAUAUAUCCUGGAACUUUGCAGCAGCAUGAGGCUUCAUGCUCUCAGAAGUUUCCUUCACAUUGCAUAGGAAUUGACAUGCCCGUAGAUUUUGACAGUCUGUCACGAGCUUCUACAAAUUCAUUUUCAUUGCAUGGAAAGGUUUUUGCUGAAGAGAAAGCUUGGGCUGUUGAACAGUUCCCAGAUGAUAAUGCUCAUGAAUGGAGAGCAGGAUUGUGUGAAAUGACCAAUCAUUGGCUUGAUGCAGGUAGUCAAGAGAGGGAGGGAAACCAUAGUUACAAAAUGGCAUCAAAGAGCUCUAGCAAAGAUAACUUCAUCUCAAGUACUCUGUUAGAAUUGAAGGAUUAUGCUGAUACCACUAGAGAUAUCAGCAAAUUCCUCCAAGGUCAUAAUGUAAAUGAUGAAUCAUCACUAGAACAUUCUAAUACAAAAAUUUGUAAGAUUGAUUGGUUACCCCUAGAUUUGCCUUUUAGAGGUUGCAAAAGUGAUAAAAAGUAUGAAAGUCAAGAAAAUCAAUUUGGAUGUCAAGAUUGGAAACAAGAUCAUUUUCCUAAAGAACCACCCAGAAGAAGUCGAUCGGCUCCUCCAUUUUACAGACACAAGACGAGGUUUAUUUCCCUAAGUCGUCAUUCUAUGAUGACAGAGGGGAAUGUGCAGUUCUUCCAUGAUGGCCGUACUUCUACAGAAACUGAUGACUUGAAGCAUCCACAUUUGCAGCCAAAUUAUGCAGAGGAUUCAGUGAUCUGCACUGGGCCCAAUGUGAAGAAUGGGCAAGGCAUUAUGCUGGACGUGAAAGAUAUUAAACAAGAUGAAAAUUUCAGGCACUUGCAAUAUCUCCAGUCUCAUGAUUCUCCAGUUGAAGGCCUCACGCCAGAGGAAAUUCAGUACUCAACUGAUUAUGGGACAAAAUGGCGGAAUGGCUGUUUCCAAAUUGCAAACAACAAUGCAUUGCACAAUAUUGACAAUCAGCAUAAUAUACUUGACAUCUCUUCAGGAUUCUUGCAUCUUGCUGGCAAUUCAUUGGUACCAGAAUCUUUGCAUAGGAAUUGCCUUGAGGAUGCCAAAGUUCUUCAGCAGGUGGACAAAAAAUUCAUCCCAAUUGUGGCUGGAGGGACACUUGCUGUUAUAGACCAGCAUGCUGCAGAUGAAAGGAUUAGACUGGAGGAACUUCGUCUAAAGGUAAUAUCUGGGGAGGCUAAGACAGUUACCUAUUUGGAUGCUGAAAAAGAGCUGAUCCUUCCAGAGAUGGUGUAUCAGCUGCUUCAUAGCUAUGCUGAACAAAUAAGAGAUUGGGGAUGGAUCUGCAACAUUGAAGCUCAAGCUUCUAGUAGCUUUAAGAUAAAUUUAAAUGUUCUCCACCAGCAGCCAACUGUGGUCACUCUUCUUGCGGUGCCCUGCAUUUUAGGGGUCAAUUUAUCUGACAGUGACCUUCUAGAAUUUCUUCAGCAGCUUGCUGAUACAGAUGGCUCUUCUACAAUGCCUCCAUCUGUUCUUCGCGUCCUAAAUUUUAAAGCAUGCAGAGGUGCAAUAAUGUUUGGAGAUUCGUUGCUACCAUCAGAAUGUGCACUUAUUGUUGAGGAGCUAAAGCAGACUUCACUUUGUUUUCAAUGCGCUCAUGGGCGACCAACCACUGCCCCAAUCGUCAACUUGGAGGAACUUCAUAAACAGAUAGCCAAACUUGGAGUGUUAGAUGAUGGUUCAAGUAAGUUGUGGCAUGGUCUGUGUCGGCAGGAGCUCAGUUUCGAACGCGCAGCAGAGCGAUUAAGCACAGCUAGAGGUUAGUGUUGCUGUUGAUGAGAAACUGAUAACUGCUUUUUUAGAAUCAUUUUGGUAUCUCUGUGCGGAUCUAAUUAGAUACAUUCACUGUAAAGUCAUUCUUUGUCGACUGGAGUAAUAAUCAUAGUGAAUAUGUCUGUAGAGAGGUAUUUGUUUCAUUGAUUCUGUAUAAUAAGCACAUACAUGUGGUGUGUUCAAAUCUAUUUCUUCGAUUUUCUCA